AUGGUUUUACUUGAUCGACUUCCUACCAAGGAUAGACUACUUCGUAUGAGGCUUAUCAAUGAUUGCCAAUGCAUGUUCAGUGGUGAUCCUUGGGAAAAUAGAGACCAUUUAUUUCUUCAUUGUCCUAUGGCUGAUUACUUGUGGAAUUCUAUCUUCUCCCUUUCUGGUCUCCAUUAUAAAGAUCGCUCUUGGGAUUCUUUUCUGGCAUGGGCUUCCGCUACUUGGAAAGGAAAAUCUUUGCUUACUUUCAUAAUGAAAGCUGCUCUUAAUGCCAUGAUUUACAUUAUUUGGGAAGAAAUAAACAAGAAAUUGUUUCAAGGACGUUCCAGAAGUGCACAUGAACUGCUUCAAGUCAUUAAGUACAUAGUUGGUAUCCAACUCAGAGGCAGAAAUUUAAAUACCGUUGACAGUGUUAAUUGUAAUCUUUGUAAGCAUUGGGACAUUGUUUGA
Hibiscus syriacus is the source of this 450-nucleotide messenger RNA. RefSeq lists its product as uncharacterized. The record is from RefSeq and is a predicted model, not a curated record. The transcript has a single exon. NCBI's taxonomy places the organism in Eukaryota, Viridiplantae, Streptophyta, Magnoliopsida, Malvales, Malvaceae. Bases 1 to 450 code for a protein of 149 amino acids.